Molecule: messenger RNA, 9537 nt
Organism: Manduca sexta (tobacco hornworm)
Lineage: Eukaryota; Metazoa; Arthropoda; Insecta; Lepidoptera; Sphingidae
Gene: Gprk2
Product: G protein-coupled receptor kinase 2
Exons: 14
Coding region: 476-2692 (738 amino acids)
Biological process (GO): regulation of signal transduction; signal transduction; protein phosphorylation
Cellular component (GO): cytoplasm
Molecular function (GO): ATP binding; G protein-coupled receptor kinase activity
Source: RefSeq, a predicted model, not a curated record
AAGUAACGCGUGGCAUCUGGAACGUUGUACUGCGAGAAUUGGUAAUUUUUGUAGCGUAUCGCCGUCCGUCGUCAAUAACUCGCGUAAUUCGGGCGUGUUCGCCAUUCGGGCAUUUGCUGAAAGAAACCGAACGUUUAACGUGGACGCGGACGCGUGUAAACAAACCGGGCAUCGCUAGCGUCGCACUGACAUGAUAGUCGCGAUUCCACCACACCCUUGAGUGUCGGCAACGCUGCGUGUUUAUCGCCCGGGGCCGUGCAAGCCGUGUUCGGUGGCGGCAGGAGUCGGCGGGACGUCGUUUGUCGUGUGUCACAGUGUUAUGUGUAAAAUUUGUCUCGUGAGCUAGUCGUGCGGAGCGAGUGUUGCAGUACAUUGAUGGGCAUCGUUGGUGUCUGCGUGAAGGCGGCAGAGCGGCCGCAAAGGCGGGUUUUUGCUUCGCGGAGGGUCUGCUAUAAAAUCAGUCACACUGGAACUGAUGGAAUUAGAGAAUAUUGUCGCGAACACUGUCUACUUGAAAGCCAGAGAGGGCGGUUCCGAUAGCAAUAAAGGCAAGAGUAAGAAGUGGCGGAAGAUCCUCCAGUUUCCUCACAUAUCACAAUGUUUAGAUAUAAAAACAAAAAUAGAUGUAGGUUACGACUACGUGGUAGACCAGCAGCCGAUCGGCAAGCUGUUGUUCAGACAGUUCUGCGAGCGGAACAGGCCUGAGUACCACAAGUACAACAACUUUCUAGAUGCGUCGGUGCUGUUGCAGGUGGACAGGUACGAGGUGGAGGUCGACGAGACGAGGGUCGCGCUCGCCGAGGACGUGUUCGGCAAGUACCUCAAGACGGACGACUGCGAAGCGGUCACCGACGUGGUCGGAGGGCAGGUGGUGGACGACGCCAACGCGCUGUUGGAAGGCGGUUCCAAGGACAUAUUCUCAGAAUGCGUGCGGUGCGUGAAGAGUUUCCUGGCGGGCACGCCGUUCGCGGAGUUCGAGCGGUCGAUGUACUUCCACCGGUACCUGCAGUGGAAGUGGCUGGAGGCGCAGCCGGUGACGCAGCACACGUUCCGCAUGUACCGCGUGCUCGGCAAGGGCGGCUUCGGCGAGGUGUGCGCGUGUCAGGUACGAGCGACGGGUAAGAUGUACGCGUGCAAGAAGCUAGAGAAGAAGCGGAUAAAGAAGCGCAAGGGCGAGGCGAUGGUCCUGAUAGAGAAGCAGAUCCUGCAGCGGAUCAACUCGCGGUUCGUGGUGAACCUCGCGUACGCGUACGAGACCAAGGACGCCCUCUGUCUCGUGCUCACUAUUAUGAACGGGGGUGAUCUGAAGUUCCACAUCUACAACAUGUGCGGCGCGGACACGGGGCUGGGGCUGGAGCGCGCGCGCUUCUACGCCGCGCAGGUCGCCUGCGGACUCGAACAUCUGCACAAGAUGGGCAUCGUCUACAGGUACACACUCACUCUACUGUCAGUUCCACAUCCACAACAUGUGCGGCGCGGACACGGGGCUGGGGCUGGAGCGCGCGCGCUUCUACGCCGCGCAGGUCGCCUGCGGACUCGAACAUCUGCACAAGAUGGGCAUCGUCUACAGGUACACACUCACUCUACUGUCAGUUCCACAUCCACAACAUGUGCGGCGCGGACACGGGGCUGGGGCUGGAGCGCGCGCGCUUCUACGCCGCGCAGGUCGCCUGCGGACUCGAACAUCUGCACAAGAUGGGCAUCGUCUACAGGUACACACUCACUCUACUGUCAGUUCCACAUCUACAACAUGUGCGGCGCGGACACGGGGCUGGGGCUGGAGCGCGCGCGCUUCUACGCCGCGCAGGUCGCCUGCGGACUCGAACAUCUGCACAAGAUGGGCAUCGUCUACAGAGACUGCAAGCCGGAGAACAUCCUGUUGGACGACGCGGGGCACGUGCGCAUCUCCGACCUCGGGCUGGCGGUGGACGUGCCCGAGGGCGGCAGCGUCCGGGGCAGGGUCGGCACCGUCGGGUACAUGGCGCCUGAGGUGAUAGACAACGAGCGGUAUACGUUCAGUCCGGACUGGUUCUCGUUCGGUUGCUUGUUGUACGAGAUGAUCGAGGGUCGCGCGCCCUUUAGAGCCCGCAAGGAAAAGGUCAAGCGCGAGGAGGUCGAUCGGAGGGUCAAGCACGAGCAGGAGAAGUACUCGAGCAAGUUCAGCGAGUGCAGCCGCUCGCUGUGCGGCGCGCUGCUGGCCAAGGCGGCGGGCGCGCGGCUGGGCUGCGGCGCGGGCCGGCGCGGCGCCGCGCACGUCAAGGCGCACCGCUUCUUCAGCAUGCUCAACUGGGCGCGCCUCGAGGCCGGCAUGGUCAGCGCGCCCUUCGUGCCCGACCCGCACGCAGUAUACGCCAAAGACGUGUUGGACAUCGAGCAGUUCAGCACGGUGAAGGGCGUGAACCUGGACGCAGCUGACGACACGUUCUACGGCAAGUUCAACACCGGCAGUGUCAGCAUACCCUGGCAGACAGAGAUGAUCGAGACAGGGUGCUUCACUGAGCUGAAUGUGUUCGCUAGAGGCGAGGACGGCAAGGAGGCGCCGACGACGGACCUGCAGCUGGUGCCCGUCACCAGCGCACCCGACGACGAUAAGGGAUGCUUCAUGUUCGCACGACGGGUGUUGUGCCCGCAGAAGAAGGUCCCGGCGCGGCUGCGCGCGGUGCCCGUGCCCGAGCACCUCGCCGCCAGCUGACCGCAACACUCCAUCAAACACUAAACCCUACACUAAACACUACGUGCUGAUCUAUAAAAGACAACGUGACUAACGUGCGGGGCCCGGGAUGAUGAGAAUCUAGCAGCUAUGAAAAUCACUAUUAACACAUUGACUGCGGGGCCAGUGCGGCCGCCAUCCACGAAAUAUGUUGUGCCGCACUGGCUUGUGGCUGCGCGACGCGAGUGCAUUUGCGUGGUGGCCGCACGCAUGUUCCAUUACAAAAAAUACAAAUGUUUCGUGAGCCGCAGUCAACGUGUUAAGGUUGGGUCACAUGCAAUGUCUGGGCAGUGGUAAGGCCGUCUUAUUUUAUAUGAGUGACAGCACUGGGGCAAUUGACGUGUUAUCACGUUCAUAUAAAAUGUAUGCGUUGAUAUUUUUUUGUUCCUAAAAGCGCACGGUCGCGCCAGUAUCCAGAUCUUGCAUGUGUGGUAUUUUUUUGUAUUAGUCAAAUAUAUGUUCCUAGACCGAGCCAUCCGUUAUUAGACGUUCUGCGCGUUAUAUACGAACAGUGACUAACAACUGUUAUGCUGCGCGACACGCAUGGCCUCGCCAUGGUCUGACGGAGUACUACGUACAGGGACAGAACUUAAUUAAAGUGACAAAAAUAUACCCUAUAUCUUUCACUAUUUUUGUGAUAUCGUAGCGGCUAUAUCUCAUAUAUCCCAAAUGGCCCCAUCAGUCUAUAGCGCAAUAACCUAGAUUAUAAUAGUACAUAUGAUCCUAUGAUUUUUGAGUUUCGACAAAUGCCACGGCGAGUUUAUUUUAUACCAACAGAUAAUAAACAUGACAAUGAUGGUUUGUCUUUGACGCGUAUUGCUAAGCUUGAUAGUGUGAGAUGACGUGCGGAGACGUUCGAGAAUAGGUAAGAUAAAUGGUUGCGAUUGUGACGUAAUCGUAGAGGCUGUAUAGUGUCAGGGACAUUAUUACAUAAAAACCUAUUUAAUUGUAAUUAGUGAAAUGAAAUAAUACAAUAAACAAUUAAUUCAUCUUGACCUCUGUGUCACAAAGGACCCGUGUCAACUGCCAACGUUUCAAAGAGCUUUCACGAUUACGUCACAACGUAAACUUAGGGAAUACGAUGCAUUUGUUGUUGUACCUGUCGGUUAGGUGUUUUGGCUUGACAUUUAUUAAUAGUAAUGGUUAGAGAAUGAGUGCCGUGUUGGGUCUAUGCGCCGGUGAGUAUGAAAUUGUAUAUUACACUUUAAAAUAAUGUGUUUAAGAGUGAAGGGAUGAUAUUUUCAUCUGCAUGGAAAAGUAUGGCAGUUAACAAAACGCGUAAGUAUUAUAUAUAUUUGUCAUCAGGGCCGGUUGCUUUGGUCUGCCAUCACAUUAUCCUUCACUAUUUUUCUGGUUAUAUUUGUGUAAUAAAGGUAUUUUUGUCAAUCCGCCUCAAGCAAAAUAAUCUUUAAUGAAGACUAAUGUAUACGUGCAGUAUUAAAUGAAUAUAAAAAAUACGACGGCUCAUACGCCCAAUAUGGCACAGUAGGCGUUACUUAUAAAGGUAAAUCAGUUCAUAACUUUAAAGCUCAUAAUCAUACAUUCUGAUAAACGACGUGAUAAUACGUCGUGUCAGAAUCAUGUCAUACAAUUGACGUCUUUAUCCGUCUUAGUAGUUUCAAUUGUAUAAAGGAUAGCACAAAUCAUUUGAUAAUGAGAAACCAUUAUUAUUAUUUAAGGACAAGUGUUGAUAAACGUCGCAAUAUUAUAUUUUAAUGAAUAGGUGCUUAAUUUUAUCCACAACGGGUAUAUAUGUGCUUCCAUUUUUUAUUAUUUUAUUUAUCUCCUUUAUACUAUAUGUUUGAUCAUGAAAACCUUUGAAAAGUAUUACAAGUCAAUAUCAUCAAUUUACAUUAUUAGUUUACUUGUCAUAUUAAAUAAAACAUUUAUAAGUAACGCCAAAAAAUAAUAUUGAGGAUACGUAAUGGAUGAUGGUGUGGAACAGUGUGACCUGUACGCAAAAAAACAUGAACAAUUUAGUUUAAGUUAUUUUUUAACGUUGGCAACUUUAAACGUACAGCCUUUUGUAAAUAGCUAAACAUUGAUAAAAUCAUUUUAAAUACUUUCAACAAAAAAAAAAAUGUUAUUUAAAUCUUUAUUAAACUUGAUUUUUUUACUUUUACAUAGGUAGUGAGAAAUUGCGACAUAUGGCAAUAACACACGAUUAGAGUUGCCAACGGGUUUUGUAAUAGUCUCUCGUCCGACUGAUGUCAUUGUAACAUUGUAUUAUUUGUACUGCAUUUAGCUCAAACACGCCACCGGUAUGUGUGACGCGGACUAAUGGUUUAUUUAUUCGUGUAGUCUAGACUGAUUGCAGCGAACUUUAAAAAAAAUAUUACUAUCUAAUUAUUUUGAUAUUAUGUUUGUUUUCAUUCAUCUGCCGUCUAAUGUCGUCCCAUAAGCAAACGGUACCAUUAAGUUAUCACAUUAAAAUGAUUCAGUAUUGCAACAUUAAAAUAUGCCGCAUAGCUACUGAUUUAAUGUGUCAUAACCUUUUGAAGUCUCCCUGGAGAUAGUAGUUAAGAACCGCCAUCAAAUUUAAUAAAAAUAACUAAUUGUAAACCACUUCUUUAAGAACUACGAUACUAGAGGGAGAUAAAAGAUUUAAACUGAUUUCCUACUUGUUACAUUGUAGGCUAAAUAUUUGGAAAUCCACAGUAAUAUAAGUAGAAAUAAACCUUUCAUUCAUUGAAUCUUAGAAGUAUUUAUUACAGUAUUUAUAUUAAAACUGUGUCUAAAGUUUAUUUCGAUUCUACGGUGAUCCAAUCAGUUUAGACAGCACAUUAUUUUUGUAUGUAUGUGUACUUUGGAUAUAUGGUUUUAUUUGAUACUGUUAACAUUUUUGAUAUGGAAUAAUUAUAUUUAAAAAUAUCUUCGCGUGUGUUUUUUUAAAAACAAUAUUUAUGUCGGUGAAAAUGGAGUCUGUUUUUGCAUUUUUAUGCCAUUACAAUUUACGGCAUUUGGCGAGUGUUCGAUCGGCGAAGUGUUAUGGAUCAUGAUGUUUCUUAUACGAAGAGAAUGUGUAUCAAGCAUCUCACUUAAUUAAAAUUGAUACGAGUAUAAACAAUAGAAACAUUUCCUCAGACCUUCUGUGAAACGACAAGGCACUGUGAAUAUCACACUGAUAGUCCCGAGAUAGAGGAAAUACGCGGCCAAUAUGCCGCAGAUUUUGACGGCAAAAAGCUAUGUAAAACUGGACCAAUGUUGUCAAAUCAUGUUGAAAUAACAGUCAUUAGUAGAUUAUCUCAACAAGUUUGUAAAUAAGACGCACGCGAUGGAAUUCUAUUAUUCUGUACCUGGGAAGUAUAAGGAAACUAUAUUUUUUAAUGUUAAAAGGACAGAGUUCGCACAAAUAGCUAACCUUAUGUAAUAGACACUGUAAUAAAUAGAAAGAGAGAAUGUACCAUUUUACCAUAGUCAUACAAUAUCUAUGUUCCAGUUAGGUUAUAACUUUCAGACGCAGUUUCGUGUCAAACGUUGCACGCGUUCAUCAGUGACGUCUAUAUACGUCUUGUGGAAAAAGUCAGUGCAAAGUCUGUCCGCGAAUAUUGUUGACGCUAGCUGUUCGCCUGUUUGUAAUAAUUAUACGUUGUCGGACCGUGUUGAACUGGCGCCACUAUCUGCCCUCUUUUAUAAACGAUUCCAAUCUUAAUUUUCUAUCCAUUCCCGAGAAUAAAAAAUAAAAAUAACCCUGUCGCGAUGGAUCAAAAAAGGGAUUGGGAUCGUUUUUAAAAAACAGCGGUAACGCUUGACGUUAAGAUCCGAAAAUAUACGUCCGGGGUACAGCCAAAAUGAUAUUAAAAAAAAACAAACAACGUUUCUGCUUUUCGUAAUUCGAAUUUAUUGUAACGCAAUAAGAUUUAUAUUUUUACGACAAAAGUAUAAUAUGUAACGAGGCAAUAACAGAAACGAAGUAUCGGGCAGUUCUCUAGUGCGGAUGUUUGUAUACAUUUUGGAGUCUGGUGUGAAUGUAAAGUUUAUUUUUAAUAUUUAAUGUAGAUAUCGCACAAAUUACCGCCAUAAUUGGCUUUUAGUGACGUCAGCGGCGGACUGGAAAUGGCCGGUAGGUGAUGAAAUACAACUCGAUAUUAUAACGUGCUGUGAUGCAAACGCGUGACAGAUUGUGGCAUAAAAUCAGACCCGUUUAGGUCUCUUGUUAUUACAUGUGUGAGGUUGGUUUGAGUACUUUAUUUUCACAUAAAAGUCAAUUAAAGUUCAACAGACACUGAAGCGGUAAUGUCCCUACGCAAUUUUUGACGCAAUUAAUAUUUUGUUUGUGCGUCAGACAUAUUUUGAUCGCUUUUGUGUACGAUGGGCUAUAAAAUCGCCUCUAAGCCACAUUUAUUAAUUAUAAAAUAAAAAAACUAUAAAGGUGAUGGUUCCGACUUUAGACAGUACAAAAAUAUAAAGAAAAACGUGUUAUCACGUCGCUGACGUCAUGGAGCGUACCUUAUACCUGUAAAUUGCCAGCGCAAAAUGGAACUUCCAUAUAAAUCUAGAAGUAAGUUAAAUGCAUUUUGAUGUGUACCCCACUUUUCGUAUGGUAUUUUAAUAUUGAGAAUAAAAAUUAUUAUAUAAUGUAAAGUUUUAGGCGUUGCGGUCAUGGCGUAGUGGGGGUUGACUUGGGUGUAGCUUUGGAUCUGUGGGUCGGUCGAAUGGUGGCCUUUUAGUAGAGAAAAAACUUUUUGGGGAAUGUUUAUGAUAUCAAAUAGCUUUGGGAAAUGGAGAGUUAUAAAAAUAAAAUAGUCCUGAAAUUAUAAGCUACUCUUUAAAUUGUGAACCCCCGAUUUAGAAAUUAACCUAUACAAAUGAAUUGAAAUGUAUUAUCUAAAUGCUCAUCAUUCGAUUGACACCCCGAGUGAAUCAUUCAUAAUAAAAUAUCACACAACAUUGAACGAAUCGUUCCAUUUGUUCACCGCUCCCUCGAUAUGCUCGUCCAUUCCAAAUUCAAAUAUGCCAUAGGGAAUAGGGUGUAUAUUUUUUUACCGAACUAUAAUAGUGCGUGAAACGACCGAGUGAGUGAAUGGAACGAUUUUCAUUCGCUCUCGUUUACAGUGACAUGUGUACAUGUCGUCCUACUUUACGACUUCCAUUAAAAUUAUUUCUGGCUACCUUGAUAUAUUCAGGCGGAUAAACGUUGCAUCUCAUUAAAUAGUAUACUUAAAAUUGAAUCAAAACAUGUGCAUAAUGCAACUUUUAUAAAACAAAACAUAGUUAUUGAACUUUUAGUUGAGAGAUUGUAAGGUUGGGCGACGGUGUAAAACUUGCGCUUGCAUGCGCUGGAGCUCUCAAAUAGUUUACUGUUUGCGAUGGUUAUAUGCGUGCUGAAACCGGUGAGUUGUUUUCGGAAUAUGAACUCUGAUGACGUUGCUGUGGCGACUAAUGAUCGGGCUUGAAGGACCAUCAAAUUUUUGCGGAACGGUACGUCACUUUACCCAAUUUUUUAAAUAAACUACAAUGUACAGAUUGUUUAAAUAAUUUUUUUUUAUAAGCUUGCUAAACAGCCAUCUUGGGUAUACAAAUGUAAUAAAAUAUUAGUAUUAUUCGUUAGUUGGCACAGCAGCGUCAUCCGAGAGUCGUUGCUCAGUUCUGCGUUGAGCUAAAUCAUUUGACGCUCACAUGUGAAGGAGCUCAAAUUGUACAGUCAAGUUAUUGUUGAAAUGUUAUUAUUACAUUUAGUGCGGAGGCGUAGUACAACGUCGUGUCUGUGAACAGUAUUGCAGUGUUUUUCAAAAUAAAUGCACGUUACGAAAUAGUUUUUACGACAUAUUACUACGACUUUUCAGUCUCAUAAUUUUUUUGAUUGUCAUACAUUAAUUAUUUGAUUUAACAAAUGGUCAAACAGGCAAUUUCCCAAUAAUAUUUCGUAAAAACAAUUUCGUUACGUACGUUUAUUAUAAGAAAACUGGUUUUGUAUUUUUGUCUAUAAAAUAAUCAAAACAAAUUCUCUUAUCUUCAGGUCACGUUUAUCUACGAGUAUAGUGAGUAAGUUAUACAAAGUAAACAAUUAAUAACUUAGUAGGUGUCUCAAUAUAAGCAUUGUUUGUAUUCCUAAUUAUUGGUUUCGAGAUAUUAUGUUAACAACGCCAUCUAUAUGUUACGGAAGAUAGUUUUUACUUAUACAAGACAGAUAGGGGUUGAUUUUUUUUGGUCUACCCGCAAAAUAAUGCAACAUUUAAAAAAAUAUACAAUUUAAUAAUUUAAUUACCAAUUCAAAUAUUACUAUUGUUCACAGACACCGGCAUGUAUUUUUUAAGCAUUUAAGGAGAAAAUUGCGCGUCAAGGAAUUUUUGUAAGAAUUUAUAUUAUUAUCAUUAGUCAGUUCAUACCUGUGUCAUACUCAUUCGAUGCAUUUCCAACGGUCCGGGAGCGCGUUGCCAAUUCAAUAAUAUGAAAAAAAAAAUUAUCCUUACCAAUUAAUGUAAUAUCCAAGGAAAAACCCACAGUGAACAUUUUCACAUUAUGUCAAUUCAAAUAAUUUAUUCAUUUGUAAUAAUUAAACAAGAAUAAAAUAACGGCUAAAUAAUUUCUCUCAUGCAGACUAACUACAAAUUAGUAAGGCAGUAUUAAAUCAAUCUCUCCGUCUAACGCAAGAGUUUAAAAUUCAUAAAUCUUGUUCCAUACUAUGAUAUUGGCAAUGCGCUUGCGCUUGCGUGAACACAGACGCGUGUGGUGAAGGAGGGGCGGUUGCAAUGUAACCGCCGCGCUGUACCUAGCUUGUUAGUUAUCGUAAGCUUCUCGGAUACUUUAGUCGUUAUUGCAGUAUUUUGAUGCAAAUAUUAUUAUUUAAUAAGCGUAUUCAUAAAUAAAUUGACUCGGAUUUAGAA